This is a messenger RNA of Ceraceosorus bombacis, 2800 nucleotides long. NCBI's taxonomy places the organism in Eukaryota, Fungi, Basidiomycota, Exobasidiomycetes, Ceraceosorales, Ceraceosoraceae. The record is from the annotation of a GenBank genome assembly.
AUGGAGGCGGAUCCGGCUCAGAUCCGUUCGAAUCUGCAUGGUGAGUUUGAUCAAAAGCAAGCUCGAAAGAGACUAUGCGACAUCUCUACGCUCGCAGCGAACCACGCGACAUACGUCUCCUCUCCUCUCGUUUCGUCUCGUCUCGGUCAUCAGCCGGCAGGGUCGCUCACUCGACCUUCUCAUCCCUGACCCGCCACGCCAGAAUUGUCCAAGAAGUUGUGGUCGCGCGAUGUGGUGAUGUUCAACUCCACCAUCAAUGCUCACUUUGCCUCUUCGGCGAUCUACAAGGGCCACGGACUAGAGGUGGGUGGGCGUUGCAUCGCCGCCUGCUGAGCAAAGGCUGGAUGCUGAUCAGACUCCAUGAAUGCCGCGGAACGGUGACGCAGAUAAGCGGGGCUAGCAACGUCAAGCACGCCGCGUGGCUGCUCAACUCUUUAGAUGCUGGGCCUGGCGCUCAAAUCGACGUUGAAGACAUCGUUUGGGACGAAGAGUGAGCGUGUGGCUGGAGUUGGCAGGCCGCAUAUAUGCUAAUUCAUUCCCACGCGCCCCUGCCCAGCACUUCGACGGCAACGAUCAAAUCCACUCGCUUCUUGCGCCCUCGUCUCUUUCCGCUCUUUACUUUUGCCUCUGCGGUCCGCUCCCGCAUCACACUGCACGCUGAUGGAGCAGGCAAGACGGCUCAGGGCAAGUCGGGCUUGGACGCGAUCAAGGAUAGCGGAUCUCUAUUGUACGUGACCAAGUGGGAGGAUGAUUGGCCCUUGGACGCUUUUGUACAGAAGCUGCCCGUCUUCGGAUCAAUGUGAGUGCAAGCGACCGACUAUGCGUGUCCCCGAUGACAAGCCCAAAUUGGCUCCACCUUUCUCUUUGCGCCCUAGCGAGCGAAGCGUCUAUACGCCCAUCGUCACAGCCCUUGUGCUUUUGUUGUCCAAUCUCCUCUUUGAUCUCUACGCUCGUGGCGCUUCAGUGUCUCGAUCGGUGCUCAGGCCUACAGCCAAGGUGUACGCUUACGAAGCUCGAUCCAGACUUCCUCCUGGUGUCACCAAGAACCUGGACCAAGGCUUCGACAGGGGUUCUAAUCUGGCUAGCGGUUGGAUUAAGAGCGCUUUGAAUGUCACCGGAGCCGCUGCGAGACGUCCACUGAGAGCUUUGGAACGGGCAGCUCAGACCACUUCGAGGUUAGUAGAGCGCCACCGAGGUGGCGUCCAUUAGUCAUCGCGCACUGAGCUCUGCUUCCGCUUCCCUCCUCGCAGCAUUGCAAAUCUAGUCAGUCCGAUCGAAUUGCCUACGCCUUUCAUCUAUGCAUUGCCAAAAAGCAAGGUCCCGCUCAGCGAGCCUGUGCCUGUUAGAGCGCAAGCAUCGCUUUCCGCCCAAGAUAAUUCAAGCAUCCACCACAAAUCCGAAGGCAAGCGAUCGGUGGGAGGCCAGGAAGGAGAAAAGUUGAAUGCUGCAAGUCCUACCAGAUCCGUACGCGCCUUUCCGGAUGACGCGUCUGUCGACAGCUCUUCUGGUAGAGACGCCGUCGUGCGCGUCGGAGCUACUGAGAAUGCACCUGCCAGAGAAAUUAACAUUCCCAGUCGCAUCAACAACGAAGCACCUCAAGAGGAAAAGAUCAUUUCACAGGACCCAACCACGGCUAGUGGUUCCCCUGCUCAACACAGUGGCAAGUCCCUAUUGGAGCGCAUUGAACCAGAGGAGAUUGAGAGUGCCGAAAAGGCGCAAAAGAAAGCCCAGAGUCAAAAGGGAAAUGGCCGCAAGCAGCCUUCCAAAGAGAACGUCAAGCAGCAGCCUUCAAGCGAAAAAUUGAAGCCCAAAGUGUCGAAGGAGAACAUCAACAGGCAGCCGUCCAAAGAGAAUCUGAAAAGACAAGCGUCGAAGGAGAAUGUGUCAAAGAAGAGCGUCAAGGCGAACGAAGCGUCUAGUCCCGGCGCUCACGCUCACGCACACGCGACCUCGACCCCUGCUAUCCCUACUUCGACAUCUGGUCAACAUCUCGUACCUCCGAGCGCAGAACCACAGAGAUCUGGCACGCAGAGUAGAAGCGUCUCGUCGGAUGAGGAGGAGGACGAUGAAGACGCGCACAGCACUGCUGGAACCCAGCACUCGGGCGAAGGAUCUAAAGGAGAGCGCACGACGGGACCGGGUAGAGGUCGAGGCAAAGGCCGAGGCAACAGGCGCGGCAGGGGCAACAAGAAGAACAAAGGCGCCAAGACUGGAAAUGGAGGGAAAGGAGGCGCAACGGGAACGUCCAAUAGCGCUCCUGCCUCGUAGUGUGCUUCACUCCACCAUUACAUUGGACGUCGCAGUGCACGCGUGGCCGCAUCAAUGCGGCCCUUGAAUCUCUCUGCGUGAUGGCAAAGCAGCAGAAGAGCACCACCCCCAACAUACGCAUCCCCGUACUCCUCGCAGGAACCUUUUCACUCAACCCAGAAAUGUAGCUUGUAGCCCAUCGCCCCCUGGUCCGAACGCUCACAGCCACGCUGCCAAUGUACCACUCACUCGCCGCAUUGACCGCCUUCUCUCUCGAUGAGACUUGAAAUUCAGAUUCCACUGAACAUCGCGAACGAAAGCCUUGCUUUGAGACUUGUGAGUUGCUAAGCACGCGCUGAUCCCUAGCAGCCGCUUCGCCGUAGAUCUCUACGAUGGACGAGCGGAGGACUUUCAAGCGACAUCACUUUCUUAUAGGGGUCCCUGCCACGCGGGACAAAGGCGGACAAAAGCGGGCAACGUCUUCAGAGACGCUCAGGUGAUUGCUGAUGAAGCUCUGAUGGCCUUGCUGUACGUGCGCAUCUGCUGCUGCUGA